Thunnus maccoyii (southern bluefin tuna) is the source of this 880-nucleotide messenger RNA. Its product is annotated as prisilkin-39-like. Lineage: Eukaryota; Metazoa; Chordata; Actinopteri; Scombriformes; Scombridae. The record is from RefSeq and is a predicted model, not a curated record. The transcript has 5 exons. Bases 106 to 807 code for a protein of 233 amino acids.
UGAAGACAUUGCAGAGAGGCUCCUGUGGAAGACACCUGCUGUUCCAGUAGCAGUCUCUUGAGAAGUUAUAGAGCAGACUAUCCUGAAGACAUCCACUGAACCAAAAUGAUGAUGUUAUGGAUUUUGUGUCUGCUGAUUGGAAGCAUGACCUGUACUCCUGUACGAAAAGCCUACAGAUCAGACAAUGCUGCUCCGGCACCCUCAGGCCUCAUUCCUUUCUCUCAUUACUCUGGGCAUUGGCGAGGAGGGGUGAGGUCUGACCUGGGCAGCAGCUCUUCUCUACCAAGUCUACCCAACCCAAGCUCUGGCAAACCCUCUGAGCUUCCUGCUCCUCAAGAUGGCCUUUCCAGUGCUGGCCCUGGCGGUUACGGCAGCCACAACAUGGCUGGGGGUAAUAACUACUACAGUGGCUAUGCUAGUUUCAGGGAUGAGCACUUUAACAGCCCUGAGGUCAGUAACUAUGGGGCUGCUUAUCCAGCUUCUCAGUCCAGUGGGUAUGACAGCAGUGCUCCAGGUGGCAACUAUUAUGGCUAUGACUAUGCUAGCUCAGGUAUUGGUUAUGUGGGGGACGCCUCUACCAGCUAUGCUGCCGGUGACGAAAACCCAGAGCCGGUCUUCAGUGACGUGUCUGAUCUGGAGCCAGUUUACUCCUUCAGCUCCCGCUCAAGCUACCAGCAUGGAAGAGAGGUGUAUACUCAAACCCGCUACACCCCAGGAGAGCCUGCUGUUCCCCCAGUCUCAGGACCCAACAGCAAAACUUCAAACCAGAGAAGUCCUGCUAAAGCACCAACCAAAGGUGGCUUCUGAAAGCCUUUUGUGGUCUCCAUGCUGCUCCUGAAUUGUACAUCUAAUGCCAAUAAACUAAAUUUCAUAACAAGUC